This is a messenger RNA of Pantherophis guttatus, 3013 nucleotides long. NCBI's taxonomy places the organism in Eukaryota, Metazoa, Chordata, Lepidosauria, Squamata, Colubridae. The record is from RefSeq and is a predicted model, not a curated record.
CCUCACCUGCUCUCAAGAACAUUCACUCUACAUGGCUUUGCCAGAUCACAACAUGGAAGUGUCUGGAGAUUUACCUUUUUGGGGAGAGGUAUCACCUUGUUGUUUCCUUACCAUAAGAGUGAUCAGGGCAAGGAAUCUUCGGAAAGCAGAUAUGUUAAGCCCUCCUGACUGCUACUUGAAGCUGCAACUGCCAGCUGCUUCUUCUGCACAGUACCAAACAAAGACCAUUCACAACUGCAAAGACCCUGUCUGGAAUGAAACCUUUCAUUUCAUGGUGCAGUCCAAAGUAAAGAAUGUGUUGGAGCUGAGUAUUCAUGAUGACGAUGUCUGUCAAGAUGACCAUCUUUUCACUGUACGCUUUGAUAUAGCAAAACUCCCACUGAAUGAAAAAGUGCUCAUGAAUUUUAAUUGCGACAAAAAGGAAAACGAGGAGCUGGAAUUAGAAUUUGAGUUACUGCAUAGAUCAAGAUUUUCUGAAAUAGUCAUUACAAAUGGAGUUCUUCUGUCUCGACAAGUCCGCUGUUUGGAGGUCGAGGUGGAGAAGAAAAAGGCGCGAAACUCAAGUAAUAUUACUUUUUCUGGGCCAUGUUCUUAUAAUAAAGAAGAAAAAUCUGUAAAAGUGGAAGUAAAUUCAAUUCCUCAGAACAAGAAACUAGUAUUAGCUGAGAAUAAGAAAUUUGCUUUGCAUGUGAAGACAGAAGACUGUAAGACCAAUCUUGACCUCCGCUUGGGAUAUGACCUUUGUUCACAAGAGCAAGAUUUUUUACACAAAAGAAAGAACAUUGUCACUAGUGCCUUGAAGAAGGUUCUCAAACUAGAAAAGGACCUGCAGGACCAUGAGGUGCCGGUAGUUGCAAUCAUGACAACAGGGGGCAGUAUGCGGUCACUGACUGCAUGCUUUGGAAGUCUCCGAGGUCUUCAGAAGCUUAAUCUCCUAGACUGUGCUACAUACAUGAGUGGAUUGUCGGGCACAACCUGGAUCAUGGCAAAGUUGUACAAAGAUGCGCACUGGUCAAGAAAGAAUCUAGAUGAAAAAAUCAAUGAGGCUAAAAGACAUGUAACUAAGAGCAAACUGAAUGGUUUUUCCAUGGAGCGUUUGAAGUAUUACAACAGGCAAUUGCGACAUCGGAAACAAGAAGGACAAAAAAUAUCCUCCAUAGAUCUGUGGGGUCUCCUUAUUGAAUAUACAUUGAAUGACGGGAAAGACAACCAUAAACUUUCUGAUCAACAACAAGCAGUGAAUGAGGGGCAGAAUCCUUUCCCUAUUUACACUGCCAUCAAUGUAAAGGAGAAGUACAGCUGUAUCGAUUUCAAGGAAUGGAUGGAAUUCACACCUUAUGAAGUGGGAAUACUAAAAUACGGAGCUUUUGUUCGGACUGAAGAUUUUGGUAGUGAAUUCUUUAUGGGGCAUCUAAUGAAAAAGCUACCAGAGACUCGGAUGUCUUAUUUGCAAGGCAUGUGGAGCAGCUUAUUUUCCUUUAAUCUGCUGUAUAUCUGGAAUAUAAGUCACAGUUCCGAGGAUUUUUGGCACAAAUGGACUCAAGAUCAAAUUGUAAAUAUUGAUGAAGAGCCUCAUUUAACUAUGGAAACACAUGAGCAGAAGACACAUCUCUACACCCCAGCUGGACCGCUAUCCUAUGCUUUUAGAGAUGUCCUAACAGAUCGCUUAUCAGUUGCCCAAUACCACAAUUUCAUCAAAGGUCUCCAGCUAGACAAUCGUUACCUUGAGAAUGAAAACUUCUGUAGAUGGAAAGACACUGUACUGGACUCUUCUUCACCCAACCAGUUAACACAAACAGAAGAAUAUUUGUCUCUGGAAGAUACUGGAUUCUUCAUCAACACCAGCUCUGCUCCUCUGCUGAGACCAGAAAGAAAAGUGGAUGUUAUCCUACAUUUAAAUUACAGUGCAGGACCACAGUCACGGCCCCUGCAGCAAUCAUGCAACUACUAUGCAGCUCAAGGAAUCCCAUUUCCCAAAGCUGUCCUGAAGGAUGAUGACAAACAUCUGAAGGAAUGCUAUUUAUUUGAAGAUGCUGAGAAUCCAGCAGCACCAAUAUUAUUGUUUUUCCCACAAGUUAAUGAUACUUUUCGCUACUAUAAAGCCCCAGGUGUCAAACGCUCUGAGUCAGAAAUGAAAUAUGGUGAGGUUGACAUCUCCAGUAACAGCACUCCAUAUUCAACAUACUCAAUGACAUUCACUGAGGAAGAAUAUGAUCAGCUGAUAGAACUGAGUGAAUACAAUGUUCUAAAUAACCAACAUCUGAUCCUGCAGGCACUGGAUAGGGCAGUGGAACGGAAAAAACAUCCUUAAGAAAUAAUCAAUUUCUCUGUGUCCCUGUGCAGAAUGUGAGGUGGAAUAGAAUAGAACAGAAUAGAAUCCUUUAUUGGCCAAGUGUGAUUGGAUACAUGUAGUUGUGCAUAUGUUAAGAAUUCAGGAAUCUAAGCCAACUCCAUUUUGACUCCAACAAGAAACUGCCUGAGGUCCUCCUUUCCUACUUUUUUUCAGGAAUAGUUAGUGGUGCAAGUCAAUGUAUCAGACUUCUACAAACAAGAAUCUGUCUGAUCAAUUUCCUUAUUUUGAGGUAUCAUUAGUAUAAUACUGUGCUCUUUAUGAUGUAGAUACCAGUUCUGAGCUUUAUGUCUAAGUUUGUUGCUACCAUGGGGUAAAUUAGAAGCUGUCUUCAAUAAUCACUCUUGAUGCUUAUAGCACAUUACUCAGAUAUAAGACACCCUUCAUCUGAAAUGGAAAUUCAGAAAAAGUUAUUUAUACUACCAAGUUUCAAAGAUCAAGGACAUCUGAUUAACAGCAUGCUACACAAUUAUCCAUCCUAUGUGAUACACAAUUUUUUUUUUUAAUUUGAUUUAUAUGCCGCCCUUCUCCGGAGACUCAGGGCGGCUUACAAUGCAUUAAGCAAUAGCCUUCAUACUUUUGUAUAUUUAUACAAAGUCAUCUUAUUGCCCCCACAAACUGGGUCCUCAAUUACUAGAAAGGUAAGAUAUUAAAUGUUUUUAU